This is a messenger RNA of Haliotis rubra (blacklip abalone), 3047 nucleotides long. RefSeq names its product GDP-D-glucose phosphorylase 1-like. Gene Ontology annotation, biological process: glucose metabolic process. Gene Ontology annotation, cellular component: cytoplasm. Bases 134 to 1240 code for a protein of 368 amino acids. The record is from RefSeq and is a predicted model, not a curated record. Gene Ontology annotation, molecular function: GDP-D-glucose phosphorylase activity. The transcript is spliced from 12 exons. Lineage: Eukaryota; Metazoa; Mollusca; Gastropoda; Lepetellida; Haliotidae.
CAUCAACAUUAACAGGUGGAGAUCAACCGCUCUUCGCGAGGAUCAAAGUCAAAGAGAAAGGAGGUGCCAUCUGACAAAUCAAGUACAUUUUGAAGUCAAAAGCUUUCAGAGGGGAUUGAGAAUCACCUCCAACAUGGCUGAUAUGGAUUCCUUUGUUCUGCAAUAUUCUAGUGACGACUUUGUGCCCCAGACGACACGAUGGGGAGACCAUGCUGGCAAAAAGAGCAAGUUUGACAGGGAGCUGACAAGUCGGUGGGACAAUUGUAUGGAGAAUGGAGUGUUCCGGUACAACAUGCAGCAACUGGAUACCAGGGUGAUUCCUGGAGACAAGGCAUACGUCGCACAGCUGAACAGUCUGCGGGCCACUGAGAGAAGGAAGCCCCAGACAAUCAUGAGUGUCAGUCAGCCUUUCAAUCCAGACCUCUUCAACUUCACUAAAGUCCACACAAAAGAAAUAUUGUUCGGUCUGCAAAAUACAGAUGAAUCUACAACCAGUGGAGCGACCAUGAAUGGCACUACUGAUAGUGCACAGGAACCAGAGCGUCAUAUCAUCAUCAUCAACGUCAGCCCCUUGGAGUAUGGACAUGUGCUUAUAGUGCCACAGGUGAACCGCUGUUACCCACAGGUUCUCACAGAGACUGCUGUAAAGGUGGGACUGGAGUCCAUGCUUCUCAGUAGCCACAGGGGUUUUCGAAUCGGCUUCAACAGUCUGUGUGCCUACGCCUCCGUGAACCACCUACACAUGCAUGCCUACUACCUGGAACAACAGCUCCUUGUGGAACACUGUGAUGUAGAACCUCUCGGCCCCAAUGUACAUGAGCUGACCGUCAUGCCGUGUCACGGGUUCGCCUUCCAGCUUCACGGGACCACAGUCAAACAGAUAGCCAGGUUGAUACAUAACAUAACGAUGUACUUCCAUGACAACGACAUCGCCCACAAUCUAUUCAUCACACGAGGGACCGUGUUUGGUGAGCCACAGUCCAGCACAAACAGGACGAUACGCAUGUACCUGUGGCCCAGGAAGAAGUUUAUAGGUACCAAGGUUCCUGAUGAAUUCAACGUAGCUGUGGUAGAACUGGCGGGACAUCUACCCAUCAAAGAUGACAGUUCCUUCCAAAGUCUGACAGAGGAAACAGCUGACCACAUCAUCGCGGACGCAAGUCUCCCACUUGAAGAGUAUAAUCAGAUCAAGACUACAGUGGUGAAGAUGGCCAAACAAUUAGACACCAAGACACAGUGACGAUGAAGAUACUUAGACAAUAUAUUGUUCUGUGGGAAACGGCAUGGUAUUAUUUAAACUUGUUGGCAGCAUUUGCAACGGGGUCGUCAAACUAUUGUGAAUGAUAUUCCAUCCAGUGUUUGUUAUGUGUAAAAGCAAAGGUGCAGAUAAUAAGAUUUUUAUAAGCAGUUUGGAUGCUUGAACAAACCUAUCAGCAACAGGCUCUUAAGCCAUGUUCAUAUUUGUGUUUGCACCUUUGUAUCAGUAGUUUAAGCUGUUUUAUUGUUUGAAAAUGUAAGUUUUAACUUUUGUACAAGUCCCAUUUUCUGUAUCAAAGGAAUGAUACUGAAUUCUCAAAAGGUGCAUCGUUUAACUGAAAACAGAAAAAGAAUUGUCUCAUGAACAAAAUAUUUCCUUAAUCUCUCAUGUAUAUAUAGUAAAUUAUUAUACCUAUGAAUUGUGGUAUGUCAUGUUGGUUGUGCAAUGUACGUAUUAACCAUAAGGAUAGAAAGAUAUUUACUCAUGUGGGUCAUUUUGAUAUAUUGUCAAUACUUGUUUGUUCAUUUGAAGUGAUAUGGUGUCAUGUCAUUGUUGAGAACAGCACAAUCUGAUAUCAUCCAUUGUUCAAAACAUCACAAAUUCAUUUUGUGAAAUAAUUUGAACAAUAGACUGACCUCUGGGAAGUUGUUCUACAAAUCUCUGAAGAUUUUUUAGGGACUGUUCAUAAUUUAUGGCUAGAGGGUGAUGAUUUUUCUUCUUUAUUGAGGGGGGAGGGGAAGGGGUGGUCACCCACACCAUGUAUUUAAAAAAGUAUGCUUAAAAUUAGGGUGGGGGGCACUAACUUUGUAUAAAGAUUUUAGAGGGAGUCAUUCACAUUGUACAUGCUUCUCCAUAAAAAUCAUCAUCAUCCCCUAGCCAUAAAUUAUCAACAGUCCCUUAUCUUUAUUUCAUUAAGUGUCAAUGAGCGAUAUGUAGACUACAGUAACCUGGAAACUCAGAUUUAUUGAUUAUCUCGCCCUCUUGGACGUCAUUUGCCUCACCACAGACUCAGCCAGCACCGUUUAUUCACUUUGUGUCAUAAUAGGAUUCAAGUGAUAUGAAGUCACCAUAGUUCUAUUUACAAUUGUUGUUAAUUAUUCUAUUAUUUCAAAUAGUCGAAACAUUGUGUGGUUGUUGAGAACAAUGACAUCUUUCAUGGUGUGACAAGGUCAAGGUCACUCAGUAAAUUGCAUGUUUCUCAACAAGAUUUAUUUUUUUAUCACCAAACUUUUAUGAAUAAUUUCUCAAGCAUGUCUUUUCCUGUAUUAGAAUUAGUCCAAUAUUUACUCAGUUUUUGGUGUUGUUCAUGCACUGCUCUCCACAUAUACACAGAUUAAACUUGUUGCCAUAUGGAAUUCACAAGUUACGUGGUCCAUGUCACAAUGAGGGAUGUUAUUCACAUUUUGUUCUCAUUCUGGACAGCAGUUGGUCAUGAAGAGAUGGCUUGAGAUGAAUUACCAGAAGCCAUGGGCUGUGGGGUAGAAAAGUGCUUAAAGUGUAUUCCCAGGCUUGAUUCCCCACAUGGGUACAAUGUGUGAAGCCUAUUUCUGGUGUUCCCUGCCAUAAUAUUGAUGGAAUAUUGGUAAAAGCGGCGUAAAACCAUACUCACUCACUUACCAGAGUUUUCAUUUGAUUUCCCAGUUGAAACUUGUUCAUACAUCUGGCAAGAGAUUUAAGAACACCCCUUCAUUUUACAUAUCCACAUCCAUUUUGAAAUAUCUAUAUGUCUUUAAUCUCAGGGCUCCAGAUAAGGGUCGUAUCGGCGUAUGUACGGAUAUAAAAUAAGCAC